AUGGCAGUACUGAUUAUGUAUGUUGAUGAUAUCAUUGUCAUUGGCCACCACACUGAAGAAAUGAUUUUGAUCAAAGAAAUGUUGGCAAAAGAAUUUGAAGUCAAGGAUCUUGGCGCACUCAGUAAGUCUGGAAAAGGUCUUUCCUUCAAAAAGACAACUGAGAGGAAGGUCGAAGUAUUCACAGAUGCAAAUUGGGCUGGGUCAGUUGAUGAUAGAAAGUAUACAUCUGGGUAUUGCACAAUUAUAUCGGGAAAUGUUGUGACAUGGCAAAGUAAAAAACAAACGGUGGCUGCUAGAAGUAGUGUAGAAGUCGAGUAUAGAGCCAUGGCCCAUGGAGUGUGCAAAGCAAUAUGGAUUAACGGGGAUUGA
This is a messenger RNA of Humulus lupulus (European hop), 369 nucleotides long. RefSeq names its product secreted RxLR effector protein 161-like. The transcript has 3 exons. NCBI's taxonomy places the organism in Eukaryota, Viridiplantae, Streptophyta, Magnoliopsida, Rosales, Cannabaceae. Bases 1 to 369 code for a protein of 122 amino acids. The record is from RefSeq and is a predicted model, not a curated record.